UACACUGCGCGAGUACUACGACUAGUGUAGUACGAGUACGACGAGAUAACUUUUUCAUUUUAUUUCGUCAGGUUAAAUAAAAGACUAACAAGAUGGUCAAAGAACAGUUCAGAGAGACGGAUGUCGCGAAAAAAAUAAGCAAGGUUUGCUUUGGGUUGAUGUCCCCAGAACAAAUCCGUCAGCAAGCACACAUUCAUGUAGUCAGCAAGAACCUCUACCAGCCAGAUAAUGCUGCAAGGACACCUAUCCCCUAUGGGGUACUAGACCAUCGCAUGGGAACGAGUGAGAAGGAUAACCCAUGUUUGACUUGUAAAAAGCCUCUGGCUGAGUGCUUAGGCCACUAUGGCUAUGUGGACUUGGAGCUUCCAGUCUUCCACAUUGGUUACUUCCGAUCCAUCAUCAGCAUUCUCCAGUGUAUCUGCAAGGACUGUGCGCAUAUUCUCCUCCCUACUGCUGACCGUCAGUCAUUCCUGGAUGCCCUGCGCAGACCCACACUGACCUACCUACAGCGCAAAGGCCUGAGGAAGAAAAUCAGUGACAAAUGCCGCAAGCAGCAGAACUGCCCUGCCUGCAUGGCAUUCAAUGGUCAGGUCAAAAAGUGCGGCACCCUAAAGAUUGUCCAUGAGAAGUUCAAGAGCACACGUCGAGGCAGAGAAGGGGCAAUGGUUCAAUUCUUAGCUGACGUGGACAUUGCUACACAACACAACAAGGAUUUGGAGCCAUUUCUGUCUAAGGCACAGGAAUGCCUGAACCCAUUGACUGUGCACAAUCUGUUCAAGAGAAUCCCACAAGAGGAUAUUCCAUUGUUAGUGAUGGAUAGUGACAGCAGUCGGCCACAGGAUUUAAUCCUGACAAGAUUACUGGUACCACCGCUCUGCAUUCGGCCAUCAGUCAUCUCAGACCUCAAAGCAGGAACCAAUGAAGAUGACCUGACAGUUAAACUGACAGAGAUUAUCUUCCUAAACGAUGUGAUAAGGAAACACCAGCAGGCGGGUGCCAAGAUGUCCAUGAUAAUGGAGGACUGGGAUUUCCUGCAGCUUCAGUGUGCCUUGUACAUCAACAGUGAAACAUCAGGCAUUCCUCUUAACAUGCAGCCUAAGAAAGCCACCAGGGGUUUCUGCCAGAGGUUAAAGGGCAAGCAGGGUCGUUUCCGUGGUAACCUGUCAGGAAAGCGAGUGGAUUUCUCCAGUCGGACAGUGAUCUCUCCAGACCCAAAUCUGAGAAUUGAUGAGGUUGCAGUACCUGUGCACGUUGCCAAAACUCUGACUUACCCAGAAAAGGUGACCAAAGCCAACAUUGGCUUGAUGAGGAAGCUGGUUGUGAAUGGCUGUGAUUUGCAUCCUGGAGCUAACUUUAUUCAGCAGAGACACACCAAUAAUAAAAGGUUUCUGAAGUACGGCAAUCGUCAGAAGACUGCACAGGAAUUAAAGUAUGGAGACAUCGUUGAGCGACACCUGAUGGAUGGGGAUAUCGUCUUGUUCAACCGUCAGCCAUCCCUGCACAAACUCAGCAUCAUGGCUCAUUUUGCUCGUGUGAAACCACACCGGACAUUCCGCUUCAAUGAGUGUGUGUGCACCCCAUACAACGCUGACUUUGAUGGAGAUGAGAUGAACUUGCAUCUUCCGCAGACUGAAGAGGCCAAGGCAGAGGCCCUGACACUCAUGGGGGUCAAAUCCAACUUGGUGACCCCACGGAAUGGAGAACCCCUGAUUGCUGCAAUACAGGAUUUCAUCACAGGAUCCUAUUUAUUGACUCAGAAAGACGUGUUCUUUGACCGUGCCAAGGCCUGUCAGCUAAUAGCCAGCAUGCUGUCACAGGCUGAUGAGAACUUGAAAGUCAAGCUACCUGCCCCGGCCAUCCUAAAGCCAAGAUGCCUGUGGACUGGCAAGCAGAUCUUUGGGAUAAUCAUCAAGCCCAACGAUACAUGCGGAAUCAUCAUGAACCUACGCGCCAAGGCUAAGAACUACUGUGGCAAGGGACUGGACCUGUGCUUCAAUGAUUCAUAUGUUGUGGUGCACAAUAGCCAGCUGAUGUGUGGUGCAAUGGAUAAGAGUGUCCUAGGCUCAGGCUCCAAGAACAACAUCUUCUAUAUCUUGCUACGAGACUACGGGGAAUCCUACGCAGCCGAUGCCAUGAGCCGCUUAGCACGUCUCUGUCCAUUCUUUCUCAGUAAUCGAGGAUUUUCCAUUGGUAUUGGUGAUGUAACUCCUGGUGAAGGGCUGGUAUCUGCCAAGAUGGAUCUCCUUACAGCAGGAUACACCAAGUGUGAUGAGUACAUAAAUGAUUUGGAGACAGGGAAACUGCAAACCCAGCCAGGUUGCUCGGAAGAAGAAACACUAGAGGCAAUGAUACUGAAAGAGUUGUCAGUCAUCCGUGACCAUGCUGGGAAAGCCUGCUUAAAGGAACUCCACAAGAGUAACAGUCCACUGACUAUGGCAGUGUGUGGAUCCAAAGGUUCGUUCAUCAACAUUUCCCAGAUGAUUGCGUGUGUCGGCCAACAGGCCAUCAGUGGCCAUCGUAUACCCAAUGGGUUUGAGGACAGGGCCUUGCCACACUUCAAACGCCACUCUAAAGUACCAGCGGCCAAAGGCUUUGUGAAAAAUAGCUUCUACACUGGACUGACACCGACAGAGUUCUUCUUCCAUACCAUGGGCGGGAGAGAGGGUCUUGUAGACACAGCUGUCAAGACUGCUGAGACUGGCUACAUGCAGAGACGACUUGUCAAGUCCUUGGAGGACUUGUGUUCUCACUAUGAUGGCACGGUGCGUAACUCCAUGAGUGACAUCAUCCAGUUUGAGUAUGGAGCAGACGGUCUGGACCCAGCCAUGAUGGAAGCUAAGGACAAACCAGCUGACUUUGACAGGGUGCUGCAUCACAUCACGAGCAAAUUUUCAUGUCGUGAGGAGUACACCAUGAGUAGUCAGGCACUGCACUCAGAAGCUUAUGGAGUCAUUGAUGGCAGUGAUUUCAAGAUGUGUAGUCCAGACUUCAGACAAGAACUCAAGUGCUACAUAGACAGUGUGUGUGAGAAGAUUCGUACAUGCCGGGCCCAGUGUGGACUGAGUGAAGUCCAACAAGAGAGAAAUGUCCUCUAUCAACUGGAACGCAUCACUCCCACUCAGCUACAGGAGUUUCUGAGCAUGUGCAGAUCCAAGCACAUGAGGGCACGCAUUGAGCCUGGUACCGCGGUGGGAGCAGUAGGGGCACAGAGUAUUGGGGAGCCUGGGACCCAGAUGACCCUCAAGACUUUCCACUUUGCCGGUGUGGCCUCCAUGAAUAUCACCCUGGGUGUGCCUCGCAUUAAAGAGAUUAUUAAUGCUUCCAAGAACAUCAGCACACCUAUCAUCACAGCUCAACUGGACAUUGAUGAUGAUGCAGACUUUGGCAGGCUUGUCAAGGGACGGAUAGAGAAGACGAAACUAGGAGAGGUGUCUGAGUUCAUCGAGGAAGUCUUUCUACCAGACAACUGUUUCAUUCUCAUCAAACUCGACAUGGAUCGUAUCAACUUGCUUAAGCUUGAAGUCAAUGCAGAAUCUGUCAGGAUAUCAAUCUGUGCUUCCAAACUCAGAGUCAAACAUCAGAAUGUGGAGGUGAUUUCUGCCAGCAUGGUGACUGUCAUGCCACAAGAGACCAGCAAGAGCUCCAUGUACUAUACCCUGCAGUUCCUGAAGGAAAACCUGACAGAUGUAGUCAUACAGGGAAUUUCCAGUGUAUCCCGUGCUGUAAUCCACAUUGAUGACAAAGGUAGUAAAGCUCUGUACAAGCUGUUGGUAGAGGGCGACAAUCUGCAGGCAGUUGUAGCAACAAGAGGUGUUAAGGGUACUACCACAACAUCUAACAACACAAGUGAAAUGGAGAAAACCUUGGGCAUUGAAGCUGCGAGACGGACAAUUAUUGAGCAGAUUGAGUACACCAUGGUGAGCCACGGAAUGAGCAUAGACCACCGACAUGUUAUGCUGCUAGCUGACCUCAUGACCUACAAGGGUGAGGUUUUAGGCAUAACUCGCUUUGGUCUUGCCAAGAUGAAGGAGAGUGUCUUGAUGCUUGCCUCGUUUGAGAAGACAGCUGAUCAUCUGUUUGAUGCAGCUUACCAUGGACAAAAAGAUGCAAUAUGUGGUGUGAGUGAGUGCAUUAUUAUGGGAAUCCCAAUGAACAUUGGCACUGGAAUCUUCAAACUUCUUCAUAAAGCUGAGAAGAUAAGCAGUCCUGUUCAACGACAGCUGAUCUUUGACAACCCAAAUUUCCAUCUCCCAGAAAUGGCAUCAUGAGAUCAUAAAAUAGACUGGUCGUCAGGAGGAACCUUAAAAACCAUCUCAAAUAUUUCAAACAAAAAGAAGAACAAGACCAGUUCAUACAAGGGAAUGUAAAUUCAAGUUGACAUCAAUAAAUAGUUGCAUCGAAAUAAGAGUAUGAACUGGCCUUCAUCAAA
Messenger RNA from Patiria miniata (bat star), 4429 nucleotides. It is a transcript of the gene polr3a, whose product is annotated as DNA-directed RNA polymerase III subunit RPC1-like. The record is from RefSeq and is a predicted model, not a curated record. The transcript is spliced from 41 exons. Gene Ontology annotation, molecular function: DNA-directed RNA polymerase activity; DNA binding. The coding region runs from base 93 to 4268 and encodes 1391 amino acids. Lineage: Eukaryota; Metazoa; Echinodermata; Asteroidea; Valvatida; Asterinidae. Gene Ontology annotation, biological process: DNA-templated transcription.